Messenger RNA from Canis lupus familiaris (dog), 1937 nucleotides. RefSeq names its product zinc finger CCCH-type, RNA binding motif and serine/arginine rich 2 (gene ZRSR2). The transcript has 11 exons. Gene Ontology annotation, cellular component: spliceosomal complex; U2AF complex. The record is from RefSeq and is a predicted model, not a curated record. Gene Ontology annotation, molecular function: pre-mRNA 3'-splice site binding; metal ion binding. Bases 366 to 1733 code for a protein of 455 amino acids. Gene Ontology annotation, biological process: mRNA splicing, via spliceosome. Lineage: Eukaryota; Metazoa; Chordata; Mammalia; Carnivora; Canidae.
GGGACGAGGUUUCGUGAGUGGAUGGGAACGAGAAAGAAAUGGGACUUUAACUUCCUGGCCACAAGACAGACUGCUAUGGUGUGGGGGCAGGCAGUGAUAAGGCAGUGGGGGAGCGCUAGGAGGGAAGAAUUACUUUCAGGGACACGAAAGAAUUUUCGGGAAGAAGACAUUUGUUGGUGGGCGUUCUGGAAGACUACCCGCCCCCCGGAACCUGGCGUCUUCCGUACUUGGUCCUCCCCGGCGGAGGCACGCUCCCCCCCCCGACCCCCCCUUGCGCCUGCGCGCGGCCGCGCCCUUGCUCUUAAUCCCGCCUCUUCCGGCCACCUCUACGGGUGGGGUGCUGGGGGUGUGGUGGCCCUGGCAAGAUGGCGGCUCCCGAGAAGAUGAUGUUUCCGGAGAAACCAAGCCACAAAAAGUACAGGGCUGCCCUGAAAAAGGCGAAACGAAAGAAACGACGGCAGGAACUGGCUCGAUUGAGAGACUCAGGACUCUUACAGAAGGAGGAAGAGGAUGCUUUUAUUGAAGAACAACGCCUAGAAGAAGAGAAGCUGUUGGAGAUAGAGAGGCAAAAAUUACAUGAAGCGUGGUUGCUUCGGGAGCAGAAGGCACAAGAAGAAUUCAGAAGAAAGAAGGAAAAGGAAGAGGCGGCUAGAAAACGGCAGGAAGAACAAGAGAGAAAGUUAAAGGAAGAGUGGGAAGAGCAGCAGAGAAGAGAGAGAGAAGAGGAGGAGCAGAAGCUGCAGGAGAAGAGAGAAAGAGAGGAAGCUGUGCAGAAGAUGCUGGAGCAGGCUGAAAAUGAGUUGGAAAAUGGUGCCACAUGGCAAAACCCAGAACCACCCAUCGACUUAAGGAUAAUGGAGAAAGAUCGAGCUAAUUGUCCAUUCUACAGUAAAACAGGAGCAUGCAGAUUUGGAGAUAGGUGUUCACGUAAACACAAUUUCCCAUCUUCGAGCCCCACACUUCUUAUUAAAAGCAUGUUUACAACGUUUGGGAUGGAGCAGUGCAGAAGGGAUGACUAUGACCCAGACGCGAGCCUAGAGUACAGUGAAGAGGAAACCUACCAGCAGUUCCUGGACUUCUAUGAUGACGUGCUUCCGGAGUUCAAGAACGUGGGGAAAGUGAUCCAGUUCAAGGUCAGCUGCAACUUGGAACCUCAUCUGAGGGGCAAUGUGUAUGUUCAGUAUCAAUCGGAAGAAGAAUGCCAGGCAGCCCUCUCUCUGUUUAACGGACGAUGGUAUGCAGGACGGCAGCUUCAGUGCGAAUUCUGUCCAGUGACCCGAUGGAAAAUGGCAAUUUGUGGUUUAUUUGAAAUACACCAGUGCCCAAGAGGAAAACACUGCAACUUUCUUCAUGUGUUCAGAAAUCCCAACAAUGAGUUUUGGGAAGCUAACAGAGACAUCUACCUGUCUCCCGAUCGGACCGGCUCAUCCUUUGGGAAGGGCUCGGAGAGGAGAGAGAGGACGGGUCACCACGAUGAGUACUAUGGGAGGCCACGGCGGCGAAGAAGCCCCAGCCCGGUCCACUCCUACAAGAGAAACGGGGAAGCCGAGAGGAAGAGGAGGAGCAGCCACCGGGGGAAGAAGUCUCACAAACACCUGUCGAGGAGCCGCGACGGGCCCAGUUCACGGAGCCGAGGCAGGAAGAGGGGCCGCAGCCGUGGCCGGGGCAGCCGGAGCCAGAGCUCCUCUAGGUCCAGGAGUCGAGGCAGGAGGAGGUCAGGCAGCAGAGACUGAACGAUUCAGGGUCCCAAAUGCAAAUAAACUUACUUUAUUCGUAACUGAUUGUACACCGUCCGCCAGAACCCCACUUCAGGAUACUUUUCUUCUCUGAUAAUCAGUGUGUUUAGAAUAGAAAGCCUAGGCAAUAUCAAAUACACAGAAACCGUGAAAAUCCCCUGUAAUCCUAACCUUUAGCAAUAAAGUUCACACUGGAGCAUU